Molecule: messenger RNA, 2933 nt
Organism: Ochotona princeps (American pika)
Lineage: Eukaryota; Metazoa; Chordata; Mammalia; Lagomorpha; Ochotonidae
Gene: CS
Product: citrate synthase
Exons: 11
Coding region: 164-1564 (466 amino acids)
Biological process (GO): tricarboxylic acid cycle; citrate metabolic process; carbohydrate metabolic process
Cellular component (GO): mitochondrial matrix
Source: RefSeq, a predicted model, not a curated record
CUGGGCGCCGCCGCCGGUUCGUCUACCCUUUCCCUCAGCCGCCUCCUUUCAACCUUGUCCAGCGUCGGCGCGGCCUGUGGUGGUACGGCGGGUGGUUCGCGAACCUGCCGCAGCUCUCGGUCCCCGUUUUCCCUACCCCGCCAGAUCCCGGAUUUCACCCGCCAUGGCUUUACUCACUGCGGCCACCCGACUCUUGGCAGCCAAGAAUUCAUCCUGUCUUGUUCUUGCUGCCCGGCGUGCUAGUGCUUCCUCCACGAAUUUGAAGGAUGUGUUGACUGACCUGAUACCUAAGGAGCAGGCCAGAAUCAAGACCUUCAGACAGCAGCAUGGCAAGACAGUAGUGGGCCAGAUCACUGUGGACAUGAUGUAUGGUGGCAUGAGAGGCAUGAAGGGUUUGGUAUAUGAGACAUCAGUUCUUGAUCCUGAUGAGGGCAUCCGUUUCCGAGGUCAUAGCAUCCCUGAGUGCCAGAAGCUGCUCCCCAAAGCUAAGGGUGGGGAAGAACCCCUGCCUGAGGGCUUGUUCUGGCUGCUGGUAACAGGACAGAUCCCGACGGAGGAACAGGUUUCUUGGCUUUCAAAAGAGUGGGCAAAGAGGGCAGCCCUUCCUUCUCAUGUGGUCACCAUGCUGGACAACUUUCCCACCAACCUACACCCCAUGUCUCAGCUCAGUGCAGCCAUUACAGCCCUAAACAGUGAAAGUAACUUUGCCCGAGCAUAUGCAGAGGGUGUCCACCGAACUAAGUACUGGGAGUUGAUUUAUGAAGACUCUAUGGAUCUGAUCGCAAAGCUACCUUGUGUUGCUGCAAAGAUCUACCGGAAUCUUUACCGGGAGGGCAGCAGUAUUGGGGCCAUUGACUCUAAACUGGACUGGUCCCACAAUUUCACCAACAUGUUAGGCUACACGGAUGCUCAGUUCACUGAGCUCAUGCGCUUGUACCUCACCAUCCACAGUGACCAUGAAGGUGGAAAUGUAAGUGCCCAUACCAGUCAUUUGGUGGGCAGUGCCCUUUCAGAUCCUUACUUGUCCUUUGCAGCAGCCAUGAAUGGCCUGGCAGGGCCUCUACAUGGACUAGCAAAUCAGGAAGUACUUGUAUGGCUUACACAGCUACAGAAAGAAGUUGGCAAGGAUGUGUCAGAUGAGAAGUUACGAGACUACAUCUGGAAUACACUCAACUCCGGACGGGUUGUCCCAGGCUAUGGCCAUGCGGUACUGAGGAAGACUGAUCCACGAUACACCUGUCAGAGAGAGUUUGCUCUGAAACACCUGCCUAAUGACCCCUUGUUCAAGCUGGUGGCUCAGCUAUACAAGAUCGUGCCCAAUAUCCUCUUAGAGCAGGGUAAAGCCAAGAAUCCUUGGCCCAAUGUGGAUGCUCACAGUGGGGUACUGCUCCAGUACUACGGCAUGACAGAGAUGAACUACUACACAGUCCUGUUUGGGGUGUCACGGGCACUGGGUAUACUGGCGCAGCUCAUCUGGAGCCGGGCCCUGGGCUUUCCUCUCGAGAGGCCCAAAUCCAUGAGCACUGAUGGUCUGAUGAAGUUUGUGGACUCGAAGUCGGGAUAAAACGGAAGACCAGGGGAAACUACCAGAAAGUGAAGAAGCUUAAAAAACGUAUAUACUUUUUGUUUUUUUGUUUCAGGGGGCCUUUAAAGACUUACAAUUAAAUUGUAUCUGAGGCACUGAAAAUAACAUUUGAGGUUAAAGUACAAAUUAAGAUUUUCAAAGAUCAAAAAUGAUGCCCCUCUUCCCUGUACCCUGCUCCUUCCCUCUUCCUGGUAUGGGCUGCCCGAUACCUGUAGGAUGACCAGGACAAGUGCAUGUGGCAUGGGUUGGGUUUGGCCUCCGACCAUCUCUUAAGAAGCAGGUUCCUCCUAUCUCGGGUCAAAUCUGGCUGUGGAAAAUCUGUAGUCAGUUUGGAGUUUUGGCUUCAAGUCUGCCCAGUCCUUUCUAGGCCAGCAAACCAGGACACUGUCCCUUGUUUCCAUAGGAAUCAUGUUGGAUUGCCAUCUGUACCAAGCCCCCCGAUCCUCUCCCAUGCACAACCUAGCAAAACCUGCUGAUUAGCUGGACAUGCUUUGACAAAUUUUUUAAUGCUAUCGGAUGACCAUAAUGGCAUGGCAUUUGUUAUGACUGGUAACCAGUGUUUGACUUCAGUUCUCUAAAAUUGCCCCACUAAAAUUAAGAUGUGGGAGUGUUCUGUUUCCCACUACUUUAAUACUUCACCUCCUUCCAGACUUUUUAUGUCUGUUGCACCUCAAAUGGGAUACUCUGAACCUCCAACUCUAGGUCCCUACUUGAGACCUCCUUCAGCAGAUCUGUGGUCUUUCCAAGUCACUUGGCCUUUUAUCAGUGCAUAAUGUGAACUAAACUUUUUACUUCCAUAGAAUAUAAAGCCACUACCCCCUGACCUCUCCCCUCCUUUGAUCUGUUGGGGCAUAGAUCAGGGGCUCAGGAAUGAGCCGCAUGGUAUCUUCAUGGUCUGUCCCAGGGGUACCAGCUCUUUAUGAACAGGGAAAUGAACCAGGAUUAGACAGGACUGUCUUUGAGUUUCAGCCUCUGAGGCUGACUGGGAAAAGUGUGAGGCUCCCUCCUCAUCCCCUGCCACAGGAAAGAGUCCCCUUAUUUAUCAGUGUCCUUUCCCUGUCCUUCCCCUGGUGCUCACAUUACAGUAUUUGUUGUAGAAGCCCCGCUCGCACAGGUUUUCAGUGACUCAGAAUGCUCUACUGCCUUUUCUGUAAGAAAGGAUUGAGAUACACUCCUACCGUGCCCCAUCUCCCCUCAAGACUCCUGCCUGUGUUUGUGUGGACCCCCAAACCCCAGAACCACACUGUUGAGAUGGACACACUGUAAACCCCUGGGUGACUGUCAAGUCAUAAUGCAGACUUCAGGUUGUUCUGUACAAAAUACAAAAUAAAUGUUUUUAUUAACAAUG